AUGCGAGAGAGAGAGAGAGAGAGAGGCCAGGUGAUGAAGCGGAGUGUACCUUCUGCUCUCGCUGGUCUCAGGGAGCUGAGAGUGUUUAAAAAUAUAGCAAUUUGUACUUAA
Messenger RNA from Spirodela intermedia, 111 nucleotides. The record is from the annotation of a GenBank genome assembly. Lineage: Eukaryota; Viridiplantae; Streptophyta; Magnoliopsida; Alismatales; Araceae.